CUCCACCCUGACCGCCACCCGGAGCAGCCCGCGGAGCUCACAGCGCCGGUGCACAGCCGCCUGUUAACAGGUCCAAGUAACGGCUAACGGCGGCUUCACGGAGGAGACGAGGCGCUGUGACGUCACUGAUAAUUAAGGUGUUCCAGAUGAUUGUUGACGGUCACAGGAGGGAGGAGAGGAGGAGCAAGGAGGUGGGCUGCCAGUGGGAGAGCCCCGAGGAGGACAGGAAGGAGGUGGGCUGUCAGAGCCAGGCGGUGGAGAGGAGGGACGCCGCCGUCCAGGUGGAUCUGCUGACUCAGCAGCUGAGCUGGAGACACUCAGGUGUUUCCUGGCACUGCGGCGCCAUCCGGGUGGAUGAACCAGCAGGGGGCAUUCUGCUGCAGCUCUGCAGGGGUCACACGUCACGCUGUGUUCCCUGCGCCACCGACCGCCCUGCCCUGCUACCCAGUGUGCCUCUGUUCUCCGAGCACGAGUCGUCUCCUUCAACCAGCAUGCCUCCCCUGACUCCUGUGGACGUCUCGGCUGCUCCUCCUGGACUCAUCGCUCCCCUGAGCCCGGGGCUGGCCGAAGACGAGGAGCAGGAAGAGGAGCAGGAGGUGCACGUACCUGAGGAGGAGCGACUCUGCUCUGAGAACAUGGCAUUUAAAGAAAAGAAGAAGAUGGAGGGGGGGAGGUGGCCUGAUGGAGGUGAAAGACAAAAGUCAUCACUGGCUGACAAAUCGACCAAUCACAUCGCAGGAAAACCACCCGGGAAGAGGAGGAGACUAAAGAUGAAACUUCUGGAGAAGGAUGAGGAGUCCCACACCAGCAAGCGAGGAGAGAAACAAACAACCCGGAUCCAAGAGAGGAAGAAGAACGAGGGGCAGGAGGAGGAGGAGAGGGGAGGGGAGGAGACCAUGAAAGAAGGGGGAAGAGUCAAAUCUGUCAUAAUGAAGACUGAGGAGGCGGAGUGUCAGAGACCGAGGAGGAGGAUGGUCGGUCCGACAGUCAGAUACCUGCUGGAGUCUGAGCAGCAGUCACAUGGGCCAACAGAGGCCAAUCACAGCAGAGCAAGCAGAGACGUGGGGAGGAGGAAGACGGGGAGGCCGAAGAAGGAGCAGAAGGAGCUGGAUGACAGCAGCACAAUGGAGUCCUCAGCAGACGGAGGAGCAGAGAGAUGGUGGAAGCUCUGCCAGGUGUGUGGUCUGAACUUCACCAGCCAGCCGUCUCUGGAUCUCCAUCUGUCCGUCCACAGACCGGCUUUGAGCUGCGCACAAGCUGCUGCUGACCAACAGCAAGAACAAACCAAUGACGCGAAGGGUGAUGCAGAGGAGAGGGAGGAGCCUCAGAGGCCAAGGAGGACAGUCUGCCAACCAAUCAGGUACCUACUGGAGUCAUCACAUGGUUCUGUAACAGCCAAUCAGACCAAUCGGGAGGCAGCUACCAAACCCACAAGAAGGAGAGGAAGAUCAAAAGAUGCUGUUGGGGGCAGGGCUUCAGAGGUGAUUGACAGGCCUGAGACUAAUGCUAAAGACACAGGUCACAUGGUCACAACAGGAGGAAGAGAGGAAGGAGAGGAGGAGCCUUACAGGCCAAAGAGGACGUUGGUUGGCCUCCUGGAGUCAGAGGAAACAUCAGGUGGUCUCAGAAUCUCCAAUCAGGACGCAGAAAACAAACCCACACAGUACAGGGGAAGAUCAAAAAAUGUUUUUGACUUCAAUGAGGCUGGGGGCGGGGCUUCAAAGAUGACUGACUGUUCUGAUACUGAAGAUAAAGAAAUGGGUCACACGGUCUCAACGGGAGGAAGACAGGAAGAGGAGGAGCCUCAGAGACCAGGAAAGACGGUCAGUCCACCAAUCAGACGCCUUCUAGAGUCAGAGGCGUCUGUCUUCCACCCGUCUGUCCACAGACCAAAGCGACUGUUCGGCUGUCACCUCUGCAACAGGAAGUUCAGCCGUGCCAGCAGACUGUUCCGGCACCAAUGUAAUCAGCACCACAGCAAUAUAGGUGGUCUCUGCGGCAAUGGAUGUGGAUCGGCCCUGAGCAACGCCCGAGCUCCUAAAAACAAACAGGAAAAACAGACCACCCAGGAUGACAAGGAGGAGCCUCAGAGGCCCAGGAAGCCCCUCUUCACAGCACCCACCGGGGCUCCUUAUUGGUCAAGAGACAUAAAUCGUGUGAGAAAAAGUCCCAGCUGGUUGGUCGACUACUGGACCCUGAACAAGAGGAGGAAUGGAAGGAGGGGGACGAAGAGGAGCAGAGUGGAGGAGGACGACGAGGAAAGGGAGGCGCAACAAGUCUGUGUGGAGAAGGAGGAGGGGCCUCAGAGGCCAAGGAGGACGACUGUUGGCCCACCAAUCAGGUACCUGCUGGAGUCAGAGGUGACAACAAGGGGUUCUGGAAAAGCCAAUCAGACCAAUCAGAAGGCAGCUAACAAACACACAAGGAGAGGAAGAGCAAAAGACUCUGUUGGUGGUGGGGCUUCAAAGAUGACUGACUCUUCUGACAUUGAAGAUAAAGACACAGGUCACAUGGUCUCAAUGGGAGGAACACAGGAAGAGGAGCCUCAGAGACCAGGAACGACAGUCAGUCCACCAGUCAGGUACCUGCUGGAGUCGGAGGUAAUGUCACAUGAUUCUGGAACAGCCAAUCAGAAUGAUCAGGAGGCAGUUAUCAAACUCACAAGAAGGAGAGGAAGAUCAGAUGCUGUUGUCCUCUGUGAGGCUGGGGGCGGGGCUUCAGAGAUGAUUGACAGGCUUGACGCUAAAGAUAAAGACAGAAGUCACGUGGUUGUAAAGGGCAGAAGAAAGGAAGACGAGAAGAUGGAGGAGCCUCAGAGGCCGAGGAGGACGAUGGUCGGCCCACCAAUCAGGUACCUGCUGGAGUCAGAAGAGCUGUCAUGUGGUCAAAGAACAGCUAAUCAGGACACAGAAAACAAACCCACACACAGCAGACGGAGCCCAAAAAAGGCGUCUGUCCUCCACAGACCGAAGCGAGUGUUCGGCUGUCACAUCUGCAACAGAAAGUUCAGCCGUGCCAGCAGACUGUUCCUGCAUCAUUGCGAUCAGCACCGCAGCAUCUUAGACAGUCCCCACGGCAACAGAGUUGGCAUGGCCAUGAGCAGUGCUCGAGCUUCUGAUAGCAAACUGAAAGAAGGAACCCAGGGUAACGACGAGAAUGGGGAGGAGUCUCAGCGGCAGCGGAGGACUAGAGUUGGCCCACCAAUCAGAUACCUGCUGGAGUCAGAGGAGCCGUCACGUGGUCUUAGAGCAGCCAAUCAGAGUGCAGCAACCAAACCCACACAAAGGAAAGGAAGAAUGAAGGCUGGUGGCCUCACUAAGGCUGGGGGCGGGACUUCACAGAUAAUUGAUAGGUUUGAGGCUGCUGUUGCCACAGAGAGACAGACAGGUGUGCACAGACAGACUUACCUGGUUCACAGAGACCUGCAGGAUGGUCAGGUGACUAUCUCCCCCUGCUCUGUCACAAUGCAGCGCCUCCUCUGAUUGGCUGAUGACAUUCUUGUUAAACAUGUUUGUUUUAAUUUUUUGGUUUGGUUUCAGUGAUUUUAGGUGUGUGUCACACUCUUUGUU
This is a messenger RNA of Oreochromis niloticus (Nile tilapia), 3569 nucleotides long. RefSeq lists its product as uncharacterized. The transcript is spliced from 7 exons. NCBI's taxonomy places the organism in Eukaryota, Metazoa, Chordata, Actinopteri, Cichliformes, Cichlidae. The coding region runs from base 147 to 3482 and encodes 1111 amino acids. The record is from RefSeq and is a predicted model, not a curated record.